Molecule: messenger RNA, 1416 nt
Organism: Colletotrichum spaethianum
Lineage: Eukaryota; Fungi; Ascomycota; Sordariomycetes; Glomerellales; Glomerellaceae
Product: UBX domain-containing protein 5
Exons: 3
Coding region: 1-1416 (471 amino acids)
Molecular function (GO): protein binding
Source: RefSeq, a predicted model, not a curated record
AUGUUCUUCACGGGAAGCUUGCAAGAAGGCAUAGCCACGGCGCUGCAGCAGAGCAAAUGUGUAUUCUGCUUUGUCACGGCUUUGCUACGAAAUGAAGCAGUCGCCCUACGGAUGAAGAAGGGCUCGGAGGAAGCGGGCUAUCUAGCCGCCAUCUUCCCGCUUCCCAACACUCCUACCGUUGUCAUCAUCAAGAAUGGUGACCUCAAGGAGUACAUCACCGCCGGAACCAGCAAGGAUGAGUUUGUCAGAAGAGUGACCACGGCCUUCCGCGGCGCUCAGGGCCAACCCGCCGUCCCCCAACCCGCCGUCCCCCAGCCCGCCGCAGCCGCAGCGCCUGCUCCGGCUGCUCAAUCGACUGAUGACUUGUAUGAUGAGAUUCCAUAUAACCCUCCCCAGGCUGCAGCUCCUGCAGUCAACACCCAGACCCAGCCCGCCAGGACUAGCACAUCUGACUCUAGCCCCCGCGGCCCCGCCACCCCGACGCAGGAGGAAGAAAACGCCGCCACCCUGCGCGCUGUCCUUGCAGAGCGUGCUGCUCGUCUCGAGGCCCAGCGCCUGGAAUCAGAGCGCAAGGCGAAGGCAGCGCGCGCCGCCGCCGCCGAGAAGGCCGAGACCGACAAUUCCAAGCAGGCUGAGCAGACUCGCAACCACAAGGAGGCCCUCAAGAAAGCGCGCCAGGAGGCCGCGGACGAGAAGGCGCGCAUCCUGAAGAAGAUUGAGGACGACCGCGCCGAGCGAAGGGCCAAGGCCGCAGAGCGUGCUGCCAUCCGGAACCAGUCGUCCUCGCCGAAGCUGGGCGAUGUUGCCGCGGCGUUGACGAGGUCCGAGUCUAGCUCGCUGGCGCCAUCGACAUCCUCCGCGAGCGGUAUGACCGCACUGCAGGUUCGUCUUCUGGACGGUUCCACGAUUCGCUCGCGGUUCCCGAGCAAGACCACCCUUGGCGGGGAUGUGCGAGCGUGGGUUGAUGGCGAGAGGACGGACGGGAGCAAGGAGCCGUAUCGGUUCAAGGUCGUGCUGGCGCCGCAGCCGAGCAGACUCAUCGACGACACCGAGGAGAGCAAGAGUCUUACAGAGCUGAGCCUUUCGCCGUCUUCUACUCUCGUGUUGGCGCCUGUGGGGGCGCACGUCAGCGCUUACGAGGGGUCCUCGCUGGGGAGCAUGGCUGUUGGGUUCCUGCUGUUGCCAUUGACGCUGCUGCAGUGGCUCUGGGGGCUUAUCUCGGGCGUGUUCUCCGGGCUCGGGGCCCAGAGGCAGGCCGCGGAGGAGGGUGGCGCGGAGCCUGUUACUGUGAGGGAGCAGCGCAAGGGAAAGUUUUCGCAGUUUGCAAACCCGGAUGAUCGGAAAACCGACCAUCAACUUUACAACGGCAAUUCGUUGAACUUUGAGCCGCGGCCAGACGAGAAGAAGGACGAGUAA